AUUAAAUACAGCAUACAUUAACUUGACACACUAAUUCUAUCUUCAUUUUAUUUAAAAGCACACGCUGCUUAAAAGUAAUAUUAUAAUUCAACAUGUUUUCAACUGUCACAUCAACUGCGGGAGCGGCUUUGCCAGCCAAGACACGAUACCAAACCUACGGCCCUUCGGAGUCCUACUCGGCGCUCUUGAGGAAGAAGAUUAUGCCGGAUCUAAACACACCAGCCACAACGUCUCCAAUUAAGUCGUGCACAUACAUCGGCCAGAACUUGGCAUCGCAAGCGUUUAAUUACGUGGACCAACUCAAGUCAGCGAUACCCGAGUUUCUUUACGAGCUUGGAAGUCAGAUCUGCCGUCAAGAGUUUUUAACCACCAAAGGUAUCUUCCGCCUCCCAGGCGGGCUUAAGCAGAUCCAACUGCUGGAGAAGAAAGUAGAGCUGCCCAACGCUGAUGUGAAGGGGUUGCUCUCCGAGGUGGAGGACUCUCGAGUUCUCACUGGGUUGUUGAAGGUGUACAUCAAAAACCUUCCCGAACCCAUCAUCACCACCAGCGAAUUGAUCCAAUUCGAAAAAUCUUUAAAUGACGACGAGACCUUCCUCCAAUUGGGAAUGGUAAUGCCGGAGGUGCAUCUCAACGUCCUCCGGUUUGUCUUAAAGAUAUUGAGAGCCAUCGCGGCCAAGAAAAAGGUCAACGAAAUGAACGCCGAGUAA
This is a messenger RNA of Sphaeroforma arctica JP610, 707 nucleotides long. RefSeq lists its product as hypothetical. NCBI's taxonomy places the organism in Eukaryota, Ichthyosporea, Ichthyophonida. The record is from RefSeq and is a predicted model, not a curated record. Bases 93 to 707 code for a protein of 204 amino acids. Gene Ontology annotation, biological process: small GTPase-mediated signal transduction. The transcript has 5 exons. Gene Ontology annotation, cellular component: cytoplasm. Gene Ontology annotation, molecular function: GTPase activator activity.